AGUCGUCUCCAGUAACUAAGCGGUUUCGGUCGUGUUGAAAGGCUAAGGUUUCCCAUCGAAGUAAAAUGAAUUGACAAAUAAAUUAAUUAAAUAAUUUUAUAUAAAAUUAUAAUUAACAUUUUUUUUUUGUGUUAAUAUAUAUUCAACAAAAUAUGUUUAAUUUAAUGAGAGAAAAUAAUUCUAGUGGAUUUAUGAUGAAGCCAAUGAACCCUGGAACUCCAAAUGAAGAUGGUGUAACAUUAUCAUGGAAAGAUUUAUCAAUUUAUGCAACUGAUAAAAAUAAAAAUAUUUAUAAACAACUCAUAAAUAAUGUGAGGGGUGUUGUUAAACCAGGUGAUUUAACAGCAAUUUUGGGAGGAAGUGGAGCUGGAAAAAGUUCAUUAAUGACAGCACUAGCUUUUCGUCCAGCUCCUGGAAUGAUUGUUCAUGGUGAUAUAUCAGUUAAUGGAUUAUGUGUUAAUUCAUCGUACAUGCAACAUCAUACUGGCUACAUGCAUCAAGAUGAUAUAUUUAUUGGAACAAUGACAGUGAUGGAACACUUGUGGUUCAUGGCAAGAAUGAAGCUAGAUAGACGAAUGAAAAAUUAUGAAAUUUGUGAUAGAAUUGAUAAUUUACUUCGUCAAGUUGGUUUAUUUCAUCGAACAAGUGUUACAAUUGGUAGUAAUGGUGGUGAUGAUAAGGUUUUAUCUGGUGGUGAAAAAAAAAGACUGGCAUUUAUUACUGAGUUAUUAACUGAUCCAAAAAUAUUAUUUUUGGAUGAACCAACAACUGGACAAGAUUCUUAUUCAGCAAGUGUACUCAUAUCACAAUUAACAUCAUUUGCAUCUCGUGGAAAAACUGUAUUAUGCACAAUUCAUCAACCAAGCUCAUCAAUAUUUGAUAAAUUUCAUAGAAUUAUUUUAGUUGCUGAUGGUAGAAUUGCAUUUGCUGGUACUAGAGAUCAAGCUCUUCAAUUUUUUGCCAAACAAGGCUACAAGUGUCCUAGUAAUUUUAAUCCAGCUGAUUAUUUUGUUGCAACACUGGCUAUUGCGCCAAGAGAUGAAGACAGCAGUCGUAGAACAGCUCAAAGAAUUUGUGAUGCAUUUUUAACAAGUGAUUCAUGCAAGGAAAUUGAUGUUACAUUACAGCUGGAAGUUCACAUGUCGAAAUCUUAUGAUUGGAGAGUUGAUCAUUCAAGAACUCGAGAUUUCAAACAUCCUAGAUGGUGGACAAGAUUAUUUUGGCUAACACAUCGUGGUUUUGUUCAAGUAAUUCGUGAUCAAUCAGUUCAAAUUUUAAGAAUACUACAAAAAACAUGUGUUGCAAUUAUGGCUGGAUUAUGUUUUGUAGCAGCUGUUAAUUUAGAUCAAUAUGGUAUACAAGCUGUUCAAGGUGUAAUAUUUAUACUUGUUGCUGAAAAUACAUUUUCUCCAAUGUAUGCAACGCUCUCAUUAUUUCCACAAGAACUGCCAUUAUUUUUACGAGAAUAUAGAGCUGGAAUGUAUUCAACUCAUCUCUAUUACAUCUCUAGAAUUAUUUCACUGACACCUGGACUUGUACUGGAGCCAAUGAUUUUUACGAUAAUUAUUUACUGGUUAGCAGGUCUAAGAAAUUCAUUUGAAUCAUUUUUGUUAACAUUAUUGGUGACAGUAUUUACUAUGAAUGUAUCAUCAGCUUGUGGUUGUUUUUUUUCUGCUGCAUUUGAGACAGUACCAUUGGCAAUGGCUUAUCUUGUACCGUUUGAUUAUUUAUUGAUGAUUACCAUGGGACCAUUUGCUAAAUUAAGCUCUUUACCAAUUUAUAUCAAUUGGAUAAAAUAUAUUUCUUGGUUGUUGCAUUCAACUGAAGCAAUAACUAUUCUUCAAUGGCAAGGAAUUCAUAACAUUUCAUGUGGAACCAGCCAGUCCGAACUCCCUUGUGUAACAGAUGGCUCAGAAGUCAUUGACAUUUAUGAUUUUGAUGAGGAUAAUUUUUGGAGUGAUAUCAUAUCAAUGGCUAUUAUUUACGCGUCAUUUCAUGUACUUGGUUAUUUUUUUCUUUGGCGUAGAUGUCGAGCUAAGUAAUGAUAUAUAUUACUUGAGAAAAAAAAAAUAAAAAUUAUACACAUUUUUUAAUUGUUUUAUACAAGAAGAAAAAAAAAACGAAUCAUCAAUUAGACUUUUUAUUGGAUUGUAUUUAAUGUUGUUUUUUUAAAUAAAAUUUUGUACAAUGGUGUUGUUUACAUAUGAAAAGUAUAAUCUUAAGAAUACUCUGCUUAGAAAUAUUUUUUUUGUAACAAUUAUAUUUCUUGUGUUGAUGAUAUUCAAUUCGUUUUGGAAGAAUACGUGAAGUAUUGAAUUUACGGUACAGCAAAAAUGGAAGCAUUUGAUUUGAAAUUAUUAUUUUUUUUUCAAUAAAUCAUUGUAACUGCAC
This is a messenger RNA of Aphidius gifuensis, 2391 nucleotides long. RefSeq names its product protein scarlet-like. The transcript is spliced from 11 exons. The record is from RefSeq and is a predicted model, not a curated record. Gene Ontology annotation, cellular component: plasma membrane. NCBI's taxonomy places the organism in Eukaryota, Metazoa, Arthropoda, Insecta, Hymenoptera, Braconidae. The coding region runs from base 153 to 2042 and encodes 629 amino acids. Gene Ontology annotation, molecular function: ATP binding; ATP hydrolysis activity; ABC-type transporter activity.